Cyprinodon variegatus (sheepshead minnow) is the source of this 2830-nucleotide messenger RNA. It is a transcript of the gene hmgcr, whose product is annotated as 3-hydroxy-3-methylglutaryl-CoA reductase. Gene Ontology annotation, molecular function: NADP binding; protein binding; hydroxymethylglutaryl-CoA reductase (NADPH) activity. The coding region runs from base 1 to 2508 and encodes 835 amino acids. Gene Ontology annotation, biological process: coenzyme A metabolic process; sterol biosynthetic process; isoprenoid biosynthetic process. The record is from RefSeq and is a predicted model, not a curated record. NCBI's taxonomy places the organism in Eukaryota, Metazoa, Chordata, Actinopteri, Cyprinodontiformes, Cyprinodontidae. Gene Ontology annotation, cellular component: endoplasmic reticulum membrane; peroxisomal membrane. The transcript is spliced from 19 exons.
AUGUGGGGCCCUUGGCAAAGACAGGAAAUUCUAAGCAGUGACAUCAUCAUCCUGACCAUCACCCGCUGCAUAGCCAUCGUCUACAUAUAUUUCCAGUUCCAGAGCUUAAGACAACUGGGAUCCAAAUACAUUCUGGGCAUUGCUGGUCUUUUUACCAUUUUCUCCAGCUUCGUGUUCAGCACCGUCGUUAUCCACUUCUUCGAUAAGGAACUCACUGGCUUAAAUGAGGCGCUGCCCUUCUUCUUGCUUCUCAUCGACCUCUCCAAGGCGUGCACCCUCGCCAAGUUCGCCUUAAGCUCCAACUCUCAGGAUGAAGUGAGGGAGAACAUUGCUUCUGGCAUGGCUGUCCUGGGACCUACCUUCACGCUGGACGCUCUGGUGGAGUGCUUACUCAUCGGAGUAGGAACCAUGUCAGGUGUGAAGCAGCUGGAAAUCAUGUGUGGCUUUGGAUGCAUGUCUGUUUUAGCCAACUACUUUGUUUUUAUGACUUUCUUCCCUGCGUGUGUCUCCCUGGUCCUUGAGUUGUCGCGUGAGAGUCAGGAGGGCCACCCCAUCUGGCAGCUGAGUGACUUCUCCAGAGUGAUGGAGGAGGAGGACAACAAACCCAACCCUGUAACCCAGAGGGUCAAGAUGAUCAUGUCUCUGGGACUGGUGAUGGUUCACGCUCACAGCCGCUGGAUUUCCAAACCGUUCUCCACAAACUCAACAGCCAGUAACGGACAUAUCGGCAUGGAACUGGAUCAGCUGUCUCCUAGAAGAAUCGAACCAGAAAUGCCACUCUGGCACUUCUACCUGUCCAGAAUGGUCACCAUGGACGUAGAGCAAGUCAUCUGCCUGAGCCUGGCCCUGCUGCUGGCCAUCAAGUACAUCUUCUUUGAGCAAGUGGAGAUGGAGUCCACGCUGUCCCUCAGGAACCCCAUCACUCAGGCGCCCCCGAGCCCAGGCCAACAGUACAACAAGACCUGCUGCAUGAAGGAGCCGUCUGCACCCAUACAAGCAGCCCCUGCUCCCGUUUGCAGGGAGGAGAGAGAUGAAGUUAUCCGGCCAUUUCCUGCCCCAUCCACCGACCGCCAGGAGAAGAGCUUGUUUGUCAUAGGAGAACAAGAUGUGAAGAUCAAGUCUGAGAACACCGAGCCAAGUGUGCCGCAGAAUCAGAACCCCAGAGGACUUGAUGAAUGUGUGUCCAUCCUUAACAACCCUGAGCUGGGACCACGUCAUCUAAACGACGCUGAGGUGAUGCUGCUGGUGGCCUCCAAACACAUCCCAGCGUACAAACUGGAGGCUCUGAUGGAGACACCAGAGAGAGGGGUGGACAUCCGCAGACAGAUGAUCUCUACAAAGCUUUCCUGUCCCUCUGCGCUCUCCUCCCUACCAUACCACAACUACGACUACUCCAAGGUCAUGGGGACCUGCUGUGAGAAUGUGAUUGGUUACAUCCCUGUACCAGUGGGGGUAGCAGGGCCGCUACAUCUGGAUGGGAAGCAGUUCCAGGUUCCCAUGGCGACUACAGAGGGAUGCUUAGUGGCAAGCACCAACCGUGGCUGCCGCGCUAUCGCACUGGCUGGAGGAGCCAGCAGCCGUAUCCUGGCUGACGGCAUGACUCGCGGCCCUGUAGUCCGACUCCCGUCUGCCUGCAUGGCUGCAGAGGUCAAGGCCUGGCUGGAGAGCCCAGAUGGUUUUCAGGACAUCUCAGAGGCUUUUAACAACACCAGCAGGUUUGCUCGGCUACAGAAGCUGCUGGUUGGCCUGGCGGGAAGAAAUCUUUACAUUCGCUUCCAGUGCAGAACAGGAGAUGCUAUGGGAAUGAAUAUGAUUUCCAAGGGCACAGAGAAGGCUCUGAGCAGACUGCAGCAGCACUUCCCUGAGCUGCAGGUUGUUGCUGUCAGUGGGAACUACUGCACAGACAAGAAACCUGCUGCCAUCAACUGGAUCGAAGGCAGGGGCAAGUCGGCUGUUUGUGAGGCUACCAUCCCUGCAAAGGUGGUCCAGGAGGUGUUGAAGACGACAACAGAAGCACUGAUAGAGGUGAACAUCAGUAAGAACCUGGUGGGCUCAGCCAUGGCGGGUAGCAUCGGUGGAUUCAACGCACACGCUGCCAACCUGGUGGCUGCCCUCUACAUAGCCUGCGGCCAGGAUCCAGCCCAGUCAGUGGGCAGCAGUAACUGCAUCACUCUGAUGGAGCCAGCCGGACCGGAGGGGAAGGACCUGUACAUCAGCUGCACCAUGCCCUCUAUAGAGGUGGGGACUGUAGGAGGAGGCACCAACCUGCCCCCCCAACAAGCCUGCCUCAAGAUGCUGGGCGUCCAAGGUGCCAGUCAGCAGACUCCAGGGGAGAACGCCCGCCAGCUGGCCCGGAUCAUCUGUGCCACCGUCCUGGCUGGAGAGCUCUCGCUGAUGAGUGCUCUGGCUGCAGGGCACCUCGUCAAAAGUCACAUGACUCACAACAGAUCUAAGGUGGACCUCCAUGGACCUCAGACCCCAUGCGGCAGGAGCCUCAAUGCAAACUGAAGGGCAGGUGGAAGCCGUGAAAACCAACCAGUCGAAAAGGGAUCAAUCACUUCUCAAAGAAAACAGACUCUCUCUGUCUUCCACGCCUCUUAAAUUGGAUAUGAGAUUAUAUUUUGACAAAACGUUUGUUCCUCAGGAUUUAAGAGAAUCUCCAUCAUAUCAGUUCCUGUUGCUCAUAUUUUUCUGUUUACAUCUGAUGAUUUUGUUAAAAUGAAACAUUUCUGCCAAACCAAACAGAAACUGUAACUCAGGCUGAAAAUAAAUGUUUGUUGCUGAAGUUUUCCUCAGCAACAACUCUUCUUCCACACAUUCUUCUUUCCUU